AUGUCGGCCUUGUCGCCUUCCUCGCGCUUGCUGCACCUGCGGCGGCUGUGUGGCCAGUUGCGCACACUGGCGUCGGAGCCGAGCAGUUUGUUGGGAGAGGACAGCAGCCAACGCUGGAGGUCCUUGCUUCGCAACCUGGGGUCGACGCCACAAGGGCAACUGAAAGCCUUGCAGUUGGUGGACUCUCAGCAAGUCUUGGAGCAGAAGCAGUUUCAGGCAUUAUUGGAUGAUGUGGCGGGUCAAUUGCCACGUGAUGUGGGAGAAAAGACCUCUUGGGAGUCAACCUCACAACUGGCAGAUGUGCUCAAAAAACUGAAUGUGCAAAGUUUGCAUCAACGUUUGGGCGCUCGCCUCAACAAUGCUCUCUUGCAGGAGGACGCCAAGUUGGAGGUACUCCUGGAGAAAUUCUGCGGCACCGUGGCAGAUGACUAUGCCCUUUGGCUUCUGAACAGAAAGAUGGAAGGCCUUUUAGACUCUUUGAACUUUGAAGAGGUGGUGACCUUCCUGCACCUCUUGGGUCCCGGAAGUUCCCGCAGCAUUGCGCGCGUGCCGCGCCUGCGAGCGAUGCUGGAGAGCCCGUUGAGCUCGACGUCUUGGGCCAAGUUGAUGCAGAUCUUCGACCAGGAGGGCUCAGGCAUAGAAGCUUGGGAGAUCCUGGAUGCUUUGGUCCAACAAAAGGUGGAUGUCAGCAACUGGAAGCUUCCAGAAGCAGCUGUGCUGGGUUCUACCUUGGGACGGCAUGGACUGGAGAAGCAUUCCCAACUGGCAGAGGCAUUGCUGAAGAAUGUCUUGCCACAGAUUUCGCAGGAUUCUGAUGUGGAGCUCAACUUGCUGUGUAUCUCGGGGGCAUUCAGCCUGCACAAGCCCACUGACGACAUGGCACAGAAGGCUCUUUCCGGGCUGACCCUACUGGGCAGCGUCUCCUCUGCACGGGAUGCGUUGCAAAUCCUUUCGUUGAUGCUGCAACUCUGGCGGCACUGGCCGCAGAAACUCGAUCUGCCAAAGAAUUGGAAGGAUGCCGAUUUUUCGCCUGCCCUGGUGGCGGAACUCACAGCUUUGUGCGCCAGCGCUGGCGCCAGUUUCACUGGAGAAGUGGCCGCAGCCGAGCUAGGGGGAGAGCAUUUGGCCUCCCUGCGGCCAUUUCUGAGUCGACUGGACGUGAAGGCCACGGAAGUGGCGAGCAGGUUGGACAGCCAGGAUUUUUCCUCGGUCGCCCUAUCCUUGGCGAGACUUGGUCUGGGUCACGAAUUUCUGAGCAGUGGUGACUUGGAAUCCCGCUUAGCCAGUUCCUCCUUCGAUGCUUCCAGCUUGGCACGAUUGGUUUGGGCAAUGGCAUCGUUAGAGGCGAGCCCUGUGGCGUGGUCAUUGGUGUCCUUGCACCUGAGACAUCUGAAAGGACAGGAUCUGAAAGCGGAAGAUCAAGCACUACUGUACGAAGCCCUUAGCAGCCAAGCAGUUUUCACCCCGAAGGCCUUCGAGGAGCAGCAGGCGUGGAAGUCUUGGGAAAAGAUUUGGUCCUCCAAGGCGCACACACCCAGGUCGGAGCACAUGUCUUCCCUGGUGCCCUUGCUGUCAGAGCUGAAAGGUGAAGAUUGUGAAGCGGAUGCUCAAAUAGGUCAAAGCCCUUGGAGAGCGCCGGUUCUUUUCGCCAAGAAGAAGAUCAUCUUGGACGUUUUGCCCACCGCGCGUCAUCCUGCUUCAGGGAAGACCCGAGGUGAUCUGAUGCUGAAGCACCACACCUGGGCCGAGACAGGUCACACAGUGCUGGUCAUCCCAGACGCCGAGUGGCCAAGUGCUUCGUCCGACAGCAGUGAUGGUGAACUGCUGAAGUGGAUCAAGGAGAAGGUUGAUCAACUUCACAAGAGGAUGUACCUGCAACACGAUGGUCUCGACAAGAAGGUCCAAGAGGUGCUGUUGAAGGUGGAACUCGGAGAUCGAGGGAUCAAUUCUCAGGGUUUAGAACGAAUGGCGGGCCUCCCUUCGCGAAAUCAGAUGGAUGCCAUCAACAAGUACCGAGCAAGUCUCAAGGAUUCCGUGAAGAAUCCGACUGCAUGGCUCAUAGGUAUCAUCAAGGAGCAGGAAAAGUUGCUUGCGAAGAAGGAGCCGGUGACUUCCAGCCCGGAGCCCUCGAGCACUUCAACCGCUUCAACCACUGCAGCGGUGGGUCGGCCGAAAGGCGGCUGGCAACACGAGGGACGAGGAUUGGACCAGGUGCGAGUGGGUGAACAGCUCAUGGGCAAGGUGACAAAUAUUUAUCGCGACCGCGUGUGGGUGGAUGUUGGCUUAAUCAAAGAUGGCAGCUUUCUGUACAAAGGCGACCUGGACAGCCUGAAAGUGGGGCAGCUCUUCCGAAACCUGAAGGUUUCCCGUGUGGAUCUGCAGCGAAAUUGGGUGGAGCUCCAGCCCCCCAAAGUUCCAAAAGAGCGACCGGUCGCAGCAUCACCAGCAGUUCCGCUGGCAAAGAAACCAGCAGGCGGCUGGGGGCACAAGGGAGGCACCUUGCUGGCGGAGCUGCAAGUGGGCAGUUCUGUGACUGGGAAGGUCACCAAUGUCUUGCAUGACCGCGUGUGGGUCGAUGUGGGUGCAGAAAGCGAUGCGACCUUCAAGAAAUCUCCGGAGAAGACCUUCAAAGUGGGCGACGUUGUGUCGGGUGAGGUCUCAUAUAUUGAUUUGAAGACGGAUAAGGCCUGGGAUUGGUGGACCCUGAAAGCAUUGACGUCAACGGUGCCACCGCCACCUCCCCAGCCGACUGCUCCGACCACGCCUCCUAUGACCACGCCUCCAACUGCCGGAUUGGCCGUCGAGCGUGCAGGAGAACGUGAGACCCGUGAGACCCGUGAGAGCUUAGAUCCCACGCCAGCAACUUCGCCUUCGGGAGUCAUGGACUCGGUGCGAGCAUCUUUGAACAAGGCGGAACGCAUGGGUGGAUCGUAUGUGCCAUUUGUGCCAUGGAAUUUGCUGGACAAGGCGGUGAAUUGA
This is a messenger RNA of Cladocopium goreaui, 2979 nucleotides long. The record is from the annotation of a GenBank genome assembly. Lineage: Eukaryota; Dinophyceae; Suessiales; Symbiodiniaceae.